Porites lobata is the source of this 31608-nucleotide messenger RNA. The record is from the annotation of a GenBank genome assembly. NCBI's taxonomy places the organism in Eukaryota, Metazoa, Cnidaria, Anthozoa, Scleractinia, Poritidae.
UGCAGAAAAAAACCUGAACUGGUCGCGAUUAUUGAAGGUGGUGCCGAAGUUAUCCGAGGACUUCGCGAAAACAUCACGAUGAACGCCUCGCUUUCUUACGAUCCGGAUAUAGGAACUGGAAAUAAUUCAGGAAUGAACUUCACCUGGCAUUUUGGCCAGAUCAAAGGAAACAAUUAUUCAUUCCCGUUGCCUAGUCUUAGUGGUAUAGCCGUUCAAUACUUCGCAAAGAAAGGUUUUGGACGUGUCUUCAUCUUAGUCGCCAACAAACCCUUAUUACUGAAUCAAACUUACAUUAUGAAGUUGGUCGUCACCAAAGACUAUCGAACAUCGAGUGCAUUUCAAGUCAUUAGACUGCAGAAUGGAGAACCACCUAGAAUUUCGCUAAGGUACAUUUUUAGACAGUAUUUUUCAACCUAAUCUUUUUUGUUGUGCCCGUAAUUCUAGCUGUCACUGAUUAUCAAAACGCCGGGCAGUAGAUGUGAUGAAAAUGGUGGAGAAAACAUGUAUAAGUAAGUUGAGAUGAUAACGUCUAUAAUUUUUAUUGCCAAUGAAUGCGUGGUUUCAGCCUCUUCUUUUCGGACACUCAAGGGUGCAUUCAGGGGGCGGCGAGAAAAAAAAGAGCGACGUUGACAGAUUCACUCGCUCCCAUUAUCCUGCCACUGUUGACUGUUUCAGGGUCUCCGUGGAUUUUUAUAAAUCUAACUAAGGGCAACUACAAUGAAAUCUGGGGCGAAAUCUAGUCCCAAUUUGUAAUAACAGUCAGUGAUAAAAAUAAAAAGUUUAGUCCUGUAGCUGUCACUAUUCGCACGAUUUUUAUGGAGUCAAUCCCGUCUCGAGAUGAUCUAUCACACCCACUGUUGCAUCAACGCAAUACCGAGUCACAAGUGUAAACUACAGCUGUACUGUGACAAAUAUUAUUAACAUACCCUACAAUGUGUGUAUUUCUUUUUCAUAUUUAGUUGUCUUCUAAAUUGUGGAGUUCAGACAAGUCCGUCAGUUAGGUUGAGUAUCAAGUCACAGUGCCAGGGUUCUCAGUGCUCCAUAAUAUUCUCCUAUAAAUGGGCGCUCUAUGAACAGAACAAGUCCACCUCAAAUACUAAUCCAAUAUGGCGAAAGGUGAAUAUAUUGCAAAACAUCACAACUACGCCGCUAAACUCAAGUGACAUUGUCAUAAAAGAAAACUCGUUGGAUGGGAGAAAGGACUAUCGAUUGGUGUUAUCUGUAAAAACUAAGGACGGUAUUCAGGGAUUGAGUGCUUAUGACAUUGUUACUGCUACGCCACCUUCAGGAGGAAGGUGCGUGAUCAUUCCGUUCAGCGGCAUCUCAUUAAAGACCGAUUUCAACCUGACCUGCAGCGACUGGGUCAGUGACGCUACCCCUCUGACGUACCAGUUUCAAUAUCGACUGGACAACGGUCUGUACAUUCUGGUAUACUACGGAGUAAACAACACCGUUACUUCAUGGCUACCUCCUGGAAACCGAUCACAUGACUACAAAGUCGAGCUUCUUGCUACUGUAAUUAACAAAUAUGGAGCCUUUGCACCGACUGUUAAUCUUUCUGUCCGGGUGAGUUCAUAGCUCCUUUCGUUAUGAAUCCUAAGACAGUCAAGUCGUGGGUCGAGUUGUUCACAGUCUUGUUCACUCUAAUCCUGAACAAAGCAUUUGAGUUGUCAUGUUAACAAACCCUAGGUCUCAGCUAAUUGUCUUUCAAACAAGUUGAUCCUGUUUAUUGCCUAACAGCGAUCAAGUACCCGUUAAAAAACUAACUGGAAACCGUUAAUAAUCACACUGCACACCGUUCACGGUGAAGUCAGCGGUAUUUUAAAGAAGCCCAUACCAUAUCACCCAAGGAGUCAUAGAAAGUUCUUGCGGCCUAGUUAGGCCUUUAAAGUUAGGCCUCAUCAUUAUAACAUGCACAUGAGCAUGCGCGUCCGACAUGCGCCGCAUGCAAGGUAAUCCAAGUGUCUUAGAUUCUGGAUUCCGCUCAAUGGAUUCCGGAUUCCAGGUAAUGAAUUCCAGAUUCUUUGUCAGUGGGACUUGGAAUCGGACAUCAAUCGUUGAUGGAAUUCUGGAUUUCUUAAGCUGUAUUCCGGAUUCCAAGGCUAUGAACAUGCUCCGAAGUUGAGAAAAAUGCGGAAAAAAAUCGGCGAACAAAGCAAGCUGAGCGGUAGUCUGGGGCGGAGCCUGGAGACUUGCCUUUGACAGAUUCCCAUACUGUUGACAGAUGAAACAACACGUUCUUUAAAUUCGGGAAAGCGUUGUGUUUUAAAACAUGGAUUUCGAGCAAGCAAUACAAAUCCUUUCACCUACGGUCACAUGGACAAAACGAUUGAGUUAAAAACCGGCAUUCAAAAGACACAAAAUUAUAAUUAUGCUCCCUCCAAACGCGUGGUGAACACUAAAAAACAGUGGAUGUAUUUAAAGAAUGCAUGUUGCUUACAGCUAAACCUUGUGCACUGAAAUGGCGUUAACCACACCAUUCUUCACCAUUCGCACAUGGCGUAUUUUCCUCCGAAAAAGGCUUUAUGUCGCUUUGCCGAAGCCGUUACUUCAUUUGGCGAUCGAAUUGAAGUAGAUCUCUUUACAAUCUAUUUCAUCCGGACGAACGAAAUUUUUUUAUACAAAAGCGAGAUAUAAGAAACAUCCGUGAUGGGAACAUUUCAAUGACAUUUCAAUGUUGCUGGAUUGCGGAUCGACGCCAUGAAAGGCAUUUUCUCAGGUUCCGCCUCCCCCUUCCCCUCCCCAGUCUACCGCCGAUUUUUUGUGCUGUUUCACUCCUUUUCCAAUUUUUCCCCAGCGAAGCCUGGUCCCGGGCUAAAGAUUCCAGAUUCCUUAAGCAAAAAAAUUUCACGGAAUCCGGAUUGGGGACAUCUGACCGUCUGUACAAAGAAAUUUGAUAUUUUUCUUAAUAUCGGUGUUAGAUACUGGGAGUGAAACUGACACGGUAAAAUACUAAGUCAUCUGUGGGCUAUGGAAAGAAAUAAGAACAAGCUCUUCGCGAAAAUGGUGUAGAGAAGGCAAAGAAUGCGAGAGGAUCUCCCUCCCCUUCCAUUGCCUCGCCCCCUGCCCCUUACAAAUUUGCUUUUACUCAGUCACGCUUUCUCCUCGCCAUAUUUCCCCAGCAACUAGAAACCUUUCAACAGUCUAAGGCCUCGUGAUUCGUUUGUUGUUUUUGCAGGUUGAACCACCGCAGUCCUUGAGCCCAGCGAACUUUACCAGUGUAUUGACAUCUAAUGAUAGCUUUUUUAAUCAAGUGAUCGAAGCUGGCGAUCUGAACAAGGCAGCACAAAUAUCAAAUACAAUUCUAGAAGCGAUUUCGCGGGAUUCGUCCCUCAGUACAGAGAAAAAAACGAAGGUGAUAUUGUAAAAAAAUAGCGUUUAUAAGGAUCCGCUCAAAACUGAAAAAUAGCGGAACCGACGUUUAGAAACUUUCCAAAUAAUUAAUGUCCCCAUUGGUUGAAAUUCAUGUGGCACUUGGGAGUUUCUUUGAAUUAAAACCGCUAUGCCAGAAAGGAUAUUACUGUUGUAGCGAGAAAAGGACUACUGUUAAGGCUAACUCGAUCUUAAGCAAUUUGCUAUUCAUCCAGUUGGAGCCACGGUGUUGCCAAGUAGUUUCGUGGAAAUAGACCCUUACACGGUUUUUUAAACUUUUUUCUGGGGCUAACUAAUGCAAAUUCGUCAGCACGGCUGGGAAGAACGCCUUGAUAUCAAUCAGUUAAGCUGCCAACACCUUUAUACUUGGAAAGUUUAUUAGUUAUAUUUACGGUGCUAUUUCCAACAGUGUCGAUGGACAUUCGCUUACUGGUGUUCACCUGAACUUAAAGACACCAUGAAAGGGUCUAAUGAUUCGUGUUAAAGUGUAAUCAGUUUUGUUACUUAUCAUAGGUUCAGGAACUGAUUGUCGAGAAAAUUGCCGCAUUGCAAGUUAAGAGUCUGCCAGACCUGCUGCAGUCCUCUUCUGUGAUUGGCUUAGCCAUUCAGGACACUGAAACAACAUCUGUAAAAUCUCUGGUAAGGUGUAUUUACACAUGAAGUCCUCAAAAUCGUCCUACUAAAACAGGGCAGGAAAGGAUGUUUUUAUAACUUUUGCUAUUAUUUCGUUACAUCAUGCACAGUCUCUAAAACGUUUGAAUGACAGGCGCCACUCCCUAAUCCUUCGAGCCUUUUUCUACCAUGAACAACUUCAUGUUCAGAAGUAAUAAGUGCUCAAUGGCUACUCUAUGUAUUUUGGAUUCCUUAUUCGGUUUCCCCCUGAAUUUUCAUUGCGUUGUUCUCAACUUUUCCAGCAAUCUGUGAGCAGAGCCUCCUUUUGUCUUCUCCUUGAUCGAGAAGGAGAAAAGGAGGCUCUGACUGAAUCGCGUCAAACCUUUGAAGUCACCUUAGCCCGAACUGAACUGGUCAAUCUUAUCUGUUCUCGUCAAACAGGUUUUUCGACCGCGAGCAUUCUUGUAUUAAUAUAUCGAUGAUCGUAACUGAGCCCGCAGUACCAGACGCUCGGCUAUUAGGCCUGGGUUCUGUAUCCUAGCAACUUGCAACGCAUCCUCCACAAAGAGACCGAGCUGAACAACGUCUGCGCAUGUGCAGUGACGGGAGAGGUCUGGGAUCUAAACUAGUAUCGUUUUCAAAGGGAUUUUCCAAACAUCCUCACAUUUUCCUGAUUUUUAAUGUGGAUUCUGAAUAUUUAAGGUUCUCAUUUAAACUAAAGGUAGAUUAUUUCAUACUUUAUUCAAUUCUCGUUUCUACCCUUGUAAUUUUUCUUCUACUUUUUUCUAUGAACAACAGAAGACGCACGAACGAAGCGUCCUUGCAAUAAUAGUAUCGUUUGGAAAAGGAUUCUCAAAACAUCCUCUCAUUUUCCCGAUUUUUAAGGUGGAUUACGAAUAUUCAAGGCUCCCAUUUUAACUAAAGGUAGAUUAUUUCAUACUUUAUUGAAUUCUCGUUUCUACCCAUGUAAUUUUUCUUCUACUUUUUUCUAUGAAUAAAAGAAGACGCAGGAACGAAGCGUCCCUGCUAUAAUGGUAUCGUUUGCAAAAGGAUUUUCAAAACAUCCUCACAUUUUCCCGAUUUUUAAAAUGGUUUCCAAAUAUUCAAGGCCCCCAUUUAGACUAAAGGUAGAUUAUUUCAUACUUUAUUGAAUUCUCGUUUCCACCUUUGUAAUUUUUCUUCCGUUUUUUGCUAUGAUCAAAAGAAGAUGCAACGACGAAGCCGAGAAGAGUUCUUUCAUUCGAAUCGAAUGUGUAUGUUCAAGCGUAAACAGAAAUGAAAGACAGACUAUCAAAAUGUUAUCACUUCUAAGAAAUCGUCCGGGAAAUCUCUUAUCAGUGUCAGUAUUAAAGGUACAUUUUGAUAUUUAUCUUCAUUUUUCCUUGAAUGAUCGCUUUUUAGUUAUUUCUCUUGUUACGUCUCGCUAGGUUUCACUAUAAGAACUGUAAGAACACAAAACAAUCACUGAGGUUUCGAAUUCUCUUCUUUCUUCCAAACUUGUUCCCUUUAUGACUCAUUCUUAGCUCAGCUCACAAGAGCUAUCAUAAAUUUUUGUGUAUGACAACAGGCAAGAGAAAGAAAUACAGAGAAAGAAAGAGAAAGAAAUACAGUCGAUGCCUGCUGGUAAAAAAUAUCAAUGAAUUGAAAGGGAGAAGUACUCUUUAAAGUCUACAUCUUCAUUCCUUGAUUCUUCUGCUUCAUUCAGACCUGUUAUAAAUGGAAAACUUAUAGUUAAUACGAAAACUCACAUAGAGCUGAUCCAACUUGUGACUGUUUCUCAAAACCUCACCAGCUUUAAGGUUUAAAAGUUUAUUCAUGAAUAAGCUUAUAGGUGCAAAAUUAAUUAAAUUCUUAACAAACUUUAGAGAAUAAAUACUGAUUCGGCUACAGCUCGACCAGCACUUCUAAGCCCGCUAAAGAUAAAGCUUCUUUGAUCGCACUAAGAUUCGUACCUAAGUUUUAUGACUUUCAUGACUUCUUCUGUCUGAUGGUAUCAUCGCGCUCAAAGCCGGCUUUGAUUUUCUCGCCACCAAGAAACGGUCAGCAACUGGCAUAGUAUCGCUCAGUCUGAUCGCUCGGUCACAUUACAAAGAUUUGCCCCUCCUUAACCACAAUAAAGUAAUGUUUAAGUAAAUCGUUUACUUACCAUCGAAGAAAAGUCGCCCAAACUCCAGCACAUUGCUCUUUCUUAAUUUCUAAGUCAUCUUUCUACAAACUUACUGACGAUCAAAACAAAUGAAAAACCUCGCCUGGACGGUCGAAAACAUUUCCCUCAGGUUUACGUAACAUUUCUCUCCACGAGUUGCAUUGCUAAUGUAUUCGUAGAAUUUCUCCCUUGUUGGCGUUCACAAAUAUGAGCUUAACAGAUGAUCAAAGAUAGUCUCAGAUGCAGGAAUUUCACUUCGCACGAGUGCUUCGAACACGGGCUAUUCUUGGUAAACAAGUGAUGUCACGGACAUGCAUAGUACGUUAUUCAGCCCUGUCCCACAAAGAUCUUACUCGAUUUCAUUCUUGACCCCAGACCUCACUCUUUUGACUCCGUGACGUUGUCAUACGCAAGAAAGAAGGGUACUGAGGUGGAGAAUGACUCGUUUUAUGUACGACAAAAUCAAACAAGCGAAAGAAGCGCUCUGCUCGGAGGGUGCAUUUCCAGGUGAACAAUCCACAAAAAUUCGCAAGAUCGUGGAAGCGGUAAUUUGUUAGCAGCCCGUCAGAAAACUGGCAGUAACAUUUCUUUCUCUAUACGUUCCCGUUUGUCAGGAUUUCGCCCUACCUGCUAUUGACUCCAUGGCGUCACUGCUCUGGAAUGCUCCGCAGCAGAAGCACAUGGACAACGUACCGCUGAUCACCCUUUCAGCAGAAAACUUAGGCUCAUGCCUCAACAACGCACUGAAGAGUUCAUCAGUGAUCGCAUCAGGAAAAUUUGGGUCCAGCCUUCAAGAACAGGUAUUUAUUUCCGUAGUCCUCUACUAGUUGGCGCAUGCACGUGGGUAAUCUCAGUGCAAUUCCCUAACAAAUGUAAUGAUAGUGUUGAUGCUUGACUGGUAUCCUGUGGCUGUUAUACACAUGAUCAGGGGCCUAUGAUUGAAAGGUUGUUCUUGUAAGAUCGCUAUCUUGCUCAAGUUUUUUUCACUCAUCUGUUGUAACUUAAUGAUUUAUUAUUACAGCGAAUUAAAUCCAUUUCUUGGUGCUCGAUUGUCGGUGAUUAUCGUUGGUUGUCGUAAACGUAACCUAACGUAAACUUAAAAACAAGUACAGUGGAACCUCUAUUCAGGGGACGCCCUUGGGAUCAAGGCAAGUGUAACCUGAAUAGAGAUAUCCCUGAAUGGAGUCUGGUUGAUAGUGGGGCGUCCGCGGGUGCGAGGCGCGUUAGCAGUGGGACCCCAUACCUAAACACUGGACGAAAAAACGGAUUUGCCUAAGUUUGCUAGUUGAGCAAAUCUAUUGUAAAUUUAGGGUACUAAUGUUGCUACUUAUUUGUUCUUGGUGCAAAUUUUGUUCGAAAGUGAAAGUUUACUUUUCUGCAAGGGUGGCGUAAAUGUGGAGUAAAUAUCAAGUUUACAGAUAUUUUGUUUCACUUUUGCUCCCCAUAGUAAAUUUGGUGUUUAGAUUCAAAUUUGCCGCCAUUUUGUUCUCUGUGUAAAAAUCGAACGUCAAAAAUGAAUGUUUGCUUGGUAUUUUCUGGCAUAGCAAAGUUACUGUGUAAAUUUAUGGUUACUAGAGGCGUAAAUUUAAGCAAAAUAUGAUCAAAGAACUAUCUUUACGACCACUUUAACCAACGUUUGCGCAUUUACCAAACUUCAUAGUGUUAUUUCACGCAAGUUUUGAUUUUCCAUCGCCCCGUUUCAAUCACUAUCACAUUAUUCUCAAAGUUUAUCAUAUUACUUGCUGCAGCUGGUUAUUUCGGGUAAGGCCAUCCCCCCUUUUUUCUCGUUUAGCGUCGAAUGCGUUUCCUGAUAUUGGGUCGGUGGCUCGGAAAAAAAAAAUAUCACAAGAAGUCUCGGAAUUUGGGAGAACAAAAUGCACAAUAUGUGAAAGGUUUGAACCCAGGAGUCAUUUCAAUAGUAGAUUGCAGAGUUUCAUCGUCCGGGUGAAUGUAGUCCUGAAUGCACUCCGUCGCAAGAUCAGCCGCCAUGUUUGUUGUUUCCCAGGCUUCCACGUGACUUUGGCACAUGCGCGAUUUGAUUUACAUUGUCACGUGCGGCUUUUGAACCAAUAGAAUAGUGUAAAAUAAACUUUCGUUGAACAGUUAAAAUUCACGCGCACUUCACAAGCGAUACAGCGUUGCAAAACGAGUAGUUUUGUUAUUUUCGGAUAAUAGAAAGCCUGUCUUUCUAUUCAGCUGUUCUAUUACGAUUUAUACCUUUGUUAUUUUCGAGAGACAGGGAUCAGUUGCGAUAUUCUUCACAUAAAGCCUGUUUCCAAGUCAUCAACUCAGCUGGAUUGCAGAAAGGUAUGUUCUUCUUGAUAUCGUGGUUCGUUUACUUACUUUGGUUUUCUAAUAACUUUGCGUAAGCUUAAAACCUCAAAGAUAAAUCUUGAAAUUUAAGAUGCAUGCACAGAUAUGCCAUUGACUGAUUCAUUUUUGUUUACUGCAGAAAUAACUGAAAUCUUUGUUGGGCAUCGUCUUCAUUAAUGGCAUAAUCUUAACUAGCCAGAUCUUGAGCUUGCAGGCAAACAUUUCUUUUACAAUAAUAUAAGUCGGUGAUGUGACUUUAGCAUGUCCAUAAUUCAGUAAUUUGGCUUGUUGUACAGCUGAGUUAAUAUGUUAGAUCUUUGGGGUUACUGUACUUUUCAGGUGACAGCACUUGACAAAGCAGUGGUCACUAUAAUUAAUUAUUUAAUAUUCUACUACAUUUCAAAUGACAAAUGAUUUUCCUUUUGAAAUUUUUACAGUCAAAAACUCUUGUUUUACAUCUAUACAUAAUUAUGGUUCAGUGAUAUUGUGAAAUCUUAAUUUGGUUCAUUUUGCAAGUGACGGCAUAAGUUUGCCAGAUCUUGAAGCAUAUGUGUCAUUCUGAGUGACCAUUGUAUUAUUGUUCCACAUUUAAGUGACAAGUGAUUCUUAUUUCAUAAAUUGUACCAUCCAAAACUCUUAUGGUUUAUACAUAUGGUUGAGUGAUACUGUGAGAUCUUAAUUUUGGUUCAUUUUGUGAGUGACAGCACUUGCCAGAUCUUGAAGCCUACAGUAUGUGUCAUUCUUAGUGACCACUGUAUUAUUGUUCCACAUUUAAAUGACAAGUGAUUCUUCUUUCAUAAAUUGUAUCAUCCAAAACUCUUAUGGUUUAUACAUAUGGUUCAGUGAUAUUGUGAGAUCUUAAUUUUGGUUCAUUUUGCGAGUGACGGCGUAUGCCAGAUCUUGAAGCCUAUGUGUCCCUCUGAGUGACCACCGUAUUAUUGUUCCACAUUUAAAUGACAAGUGAUUCUUCUUUCAUAAAUUGUACCAUCCAAAACUCUUAUGGUUUAUACAUAUAGUUUAGUGAUAUUGUGAGUUCUUAAUUUUGGUUCAUUUUGCGAGUGACAGCAUAUGCCAGAUCUUGAAGCCUAUGUAUCAUUCUGAGUGAGCACCAUAUUAUUGUUCCACAUUUAAAUGACAAGUGAUUUUUCUUUCAUAAAUUGUACCAUCCAAAAUUCUUAUGGUUUAUACAUAUGGUUAGGUGAUAUUGUGAGAUCUUAAUUUUGGUUCAUUUUGCGAGUGACGGCAUUUUUUUCAUUUUGCGAGUGAAGCUGAUGUGUCAUUCUGAGUGACCACCGUAUUAUUGUUCCACAUUUAAAUGACAAGUGAUUUUUCUUUCAUAAAUUGUACCAUCCAAAACUCUUAUGGUUUAUACAUAUGGUUCAGUGAUAUUGUGAGAUCUUAAUUUUGGCUCAUUUUGCGAGUGACGGCAUAUGCCAGAUCUUGAAGCCUAUGUGUCCAUCCGAGUGACCACCGUAUUAUUGUUCCACAUUUAAGUGACAAGUGAUUCUUCUUUCCUAAAUUGUACCAUCCAAAACUCUUAUUGUUUACACAUAUGGUUCAGUGAUAUUGUGAGAUCUUAAUUUUGGUUCAUUUUGCGAGUGACGGCGUAUGCCAGAUCUUGAAGCCUAUGUGUCCUUCUGAGUGACCACCGUAUUAUUGUUCCACAUUUAAAUGACAAGUGAUUCUUCUUUCAUAAAUUGUACCAUCCAAAACUCUCAUGGUUUUUACAUAUGGUUCAGUGAUAUUGUGAGAUCUUAAUUUUGGCUCAUUUUGCGAAUGACGGCACUUUCCAGAUCUUGAAGUGUCAUUCCAAGUGACCACUGUAUUACUGUUCCACAUUAUAAAUGACAAUACCUCAUUAUUUAUAUCUUUUGUACAGCUCAAUGAUGUUGAGGGAUCUUUGUUAGUUUAUUUUGCGAGUAAAUGCUUUGGCUUUAUAAUGCCAAAUAACCACAAUUUAUUAAUUAUUGUUCUAAGCAACAUGUGGGUUACCUUAAUGUUACGUUUCUCAGGUUCUGACCGGUUUUACGGUUUAUGUGUACAGUUGAGUCGUGGCUGUGCUCUGUUAGAGCCUGGUGACCUGUGGGACACUAUCAGUUCUGCUCUUGAAUGACAGGGGAAUUAAUUUAUUUCAGUUUUUAUUUACACUUAAAAGAGUCUUAAUGAAACAAAUGCAGAUUCAACAGAAAGAGGCAUUUCUGCUCUCUACUUUAACACCUGUUCCAAAAAACAUAUUAUAUAUUUAAUGAAAAUGUUAGUAGGAAUAAAAUGCAGGGAGAAAUUUUUCUCACAAAUAUCUUCAAACUGUUCCUUUGAUUAAGAGAGUGUUUUCAGCUUUUAGCAUCAUAUCAUUGUUCUGCAACCCAAUCAUUUACACUGAGUAUGAGCAGUACAUGCUUGUUUACCAACUGUGGGUUACUUGUUGGCUGCUAAAUCAUGGCUCUUCAUUUUUCUUUCAGAAAAAAAAUUAAAGGGCCAAUAUGCUCUGAGUGAGUCAACUAGCAUCAGUUAGUCAGACAAGGACAAGUACCUUGCAUGUAUGUCUGUUGCAUAUGUCAUCAGAGGAGUCUUUGUCUGAAACAGCUGUAUCAGAGUGGCAUGAAGGUAGUUCUUCAGGUUCAGAUGAGGACCUCCCAAACAGGGAAAAUCUCUGUGUAAGGCCACUUUCCUGGCAGAGCAUUGAGGUGAAUGGUUUAAUGGCCCAGUUGGACCGCAAAGUUGCAUGGUGUCAAAGCCAAUAAUGGUAAUAGAGCACACAGUGAGACCAGCAUCAAACCAAGGAGCACCAUCUUGAGUUUGCUCUGGCACCCACCACUUACAAUAGAAAAAGGAACUUGAUCAUAAGCAUAACACAGAUAAUUUUUUGAAGAACAUUGAGAAAAGAAGACGACAUUUUAGAUAAAAAUGUACAAAAUAAUAAUAACACUCAAGUUGAAGUUGACAUGCAUCAUGAUUCAGUUCCUUUUCAGUUAAGUUCCUAGAACAAUAUUUACUCAGUAGACAAUUGCACAAUUUUUUGAGUUUUGAUGAAGACCUACAAUGUAGUAAGUGAAUAUCCUUUGACACCCAUGGGAAGGAGCCACGUUUAAACAAGGUAAAUUACCAAAUCUCAAAGUUAUUUGUCACAAUCCAAUGAAGAUCUUGCCUGUGUUGCAGACACUCUAAACCUUCUGUAUAGAGCAUGCCGUCUGAGAAUUAGUGCACAAUAUCAUGUUUGAAUCCCACAGGGUCACAAAGACAUGCAUGUAUGUCAGCGUUUUGUGAUUGGCUAGGUUCUUACGCUGUUUGUGAUGAGUCCGAUUUGAAAUAAAGUGUUGACACAAAGUCACAUAAUCUCAAUGACCUUUGUAUGGUAUGGUGGAGCCACAAACUUUCCCUUACCAGACAAAUGUCUGCAAAAUGUGCCAUCUUUGCAGAGCUGUCCUUGUUAGUUUGCACCGAAUCACUCUGUAGUUUGGCAACUUUACUGAAUUUUAAAAACCUUCCAUCUAGUAGCCUGUAAAUGCAGCUGUCUUUUCAGUCGUCGUGUCCAUUCACCCAACAUGUGUAAUUGGAGAUACAUCUGCAUCCACUUUCCACAGUGGUGACAGAUCCUAGGGCUACCCUAAGCACUGCCUUAAAAAGUGCCACUCCGAGGACUAAAUCUAGCCAAUACACCCCAUAGUAGAGUAAUUACUUGACUCCAAAUGCCAUGAUCCUAUUUUGUUCUUGGCAUAUUUUAUGAAAAAAGAGUGCAGUUAUGUUUUAUGCAAAAAAAAUACCGUGUGUGAUAACAGUUUUUUGAUAAGCAUGGCUUAAAUUUUAAUCAAAAUAAUGCAUGCCAAUAACAAUAAUAAUGAUGAUGAAUUAAAGAAGUUCUACAGAGCUUUCAUAGUGUAUAGAUUGUGUUUGGAUAAUUUGGAUAUUUACUCAGUCCAAUACUGCAAGCAAAACAGCUGAUCAUGUGAAUCAGAAAAAAAUUGCUCAAAUUUUUAGCAAAUAAUUUGAUUCUAGUAAAAAAAAUAAAUGUAAUAAACUAUUUAUGGUCAUAUAAUAAUACAAGAAUUUCACCAAAUCAUAUUAUUUACAGUGAUAUUAUAAUAAUAAUAAUGAUAAUAAUAAUAAUAAUAAUAAUACAAGUAUUUAACCAAAUCAGUGGAUAGAUGUACAUGCUAAAAAGGUGACAAAAUUAACCUUAUAAGUGUUUACUGCUGGGUAAAAAUAUAUCAAAGUCGUACCCAAAUCAUAGAAAUGCACAGAGCUUUCGCAUAGUAACUCAUUUUAUUUACAAGAAAUAUUUUUAUAUAACUGAUUUGGUUAAAAAUCAAAUGAUACAGAUGUAUCUCCCCUUGGGGUAAGUGAAUAGCACUAGGUACAAUAUAUAUAAUAUUAUUCACUGCCUAUUUUGGGUAGUGGAUAAUAUUUGUCAGAUGAAAACAAGUUCUUAUAAAUAAUAAUUAGAGGAAUAUCGCUUAUCAUAAUAAUUUGAGGCUAAUUUUAUUUCCUGUGGUUGAUGUUCUGUCCAUUAGUAAGGAUGUCACAUCUACAUUGGGAGUGAUGUGUACGUGUUGUCAUCAUACAACCAUUUCCCAAUAGUAUCAAUUGAAUCUAGAAAGAGUAUAUGUGAAGUAUACCACUCAAAUGGAGUUACGUUUUACCUGUACCAACCUUAGAUAAUUAUGAACCAGCUAGUGUUGACUUGCACUUUCAAACCCAAUGUACAUUCUUAUACACUUAUGAAUUUAGAUAGUUUCACAUUUUAUGUGCCUUUUCUUUAAAGGCAUAUAUUUUGUGGUACAUUCAGUGCCCUGCAGAGGCCAAUGGAACUUUCUUUUAAUUUAUCUUGCUUUUUAUUGUACAGUGUAUAUUAAGGAUAAUAAAGUCAUUUUAUUCUUGAAAUUUUGUUUGGUGUCUAAAUUGUUUGUCAGUCAUUUAUGGUACCAAAUAAAAAUAAGAAACAUGUGGAUAAUGAUGUUUUGAUCAAAUUUGCUAUCUUGAGUGAAAGUGUAAAAAAGUGAUAUUUUAAUCAACUUUGUUUACCUUACUUAAAGUAUGGAAAACUGCUAUCAUGGCAAUAUUUGCCAUCCUGAGCAAAGAUGCAGAAGAACUGAUAUUUGAUCAACUUUCCUACAAUGGGGAAAAGUAUGGGAAACUACUGUUUUGAUCAUAUCUGCCAUCCUGAGCAAAAUUGAGAAUAAAGUGGUAUUUGGCCAAAUCUGCUACCCUGAGCAAAACAGUGGCAAACGCCUAUUUUGAUCAUAUUUGCCACACUGAGCAAAGAUACGGAAGAAGUGAUAAUUUGACCUCAUUUACUACACUGGGUGAUACACAAAUAAAGUGAAUUUUUGCUCAGAUUUACUAUCCUGGGUAAAACUGUUGAAAAAUGAGUUUUGGUCACUUUUGCUACAUUGAGCAAAAAUGUGGCAAAUUACUACUUUGACCGAAUUUGCUAUAGAGAGCAAAAGCAUUCAAAAAUUCAUCUUCGAUCGCUUUUGCCCAUUUGGGCAAAAACCUGACAAAUGUCAGUUUUGCUAUCAAGUUUGACACCCCUGUAAAUGCCUUGAUAAAGUAAAGGUUAUCCUUGUUUUUACACACGGGGCAAAUUUGAGGCAAAUUCGGCAUUUACCACCUUUGCCACUAAUGCAAAAUUAUGGCAAAGUUGGUCCUAUGUCAUGUGGCAAAAUUGAGCAAAAUUAAGCAAAUGUGGCAUUUGCAGAUGAUUUGCUCCAGAUUUGCUAUAGAGGUAAAUCCGUUUUUUCGUCCAGUGAAAGGAAAAUGGGAACGUAUCGAUGCCAGAAAAAUUUAGCUCAAAAUUAUCGUUUUCUAGUACUGCCGCCACAAAAGCGAUUUUGGUGAAGUUCUCGAAAAUGGUGAUCUAAUUUGAAUAUUUUGCAACCCCAUGGAUAAUUGAGGCCAAAUUUCCCAUUUUCGUGAGAUUUUCAAUUUUUGUCAACUUCGCGACUAUACGAGGAGUGCCUUCUGUAAUAUCAUUUAAACUUUCGCCAACCCUCAGGUAAUUUUUUCGAGAGAUUCACCCUUUGACCAUUUUCGCCAAACUCGUCAAUUUCGUGACUUCUUUCUCGAAUUUCAGCCAUUUUCGCCAAAUUUGCCAUCUCCUUCAAAAUUGCCGUUGCGAUUUCUUGCCAUUUUCGCAAUAUUCGCCACCUUUAAGGGGGGGACCUUUUGCCUUCUCAUUUGACUUCCAGGGAAGUCUUGGGGAUUUUUGGCUAUUUUGGUCAACAUCACCAUUUUCGUCAAAAUCACCGCUUUCAAAGGGCUCCUUUACCAUCUCAAAUUUUAUUAAGACUUUGGCGCAUGCUUGCCAUAUUCAUCGCCAAUAACAAAUUCGCCAUUUUCGCCAAUUAUGCCAUUUUCAUCAAAAUCGCAACUCUUAAUGGGAACCCUUGGCUUUGUUACAACUUAUUUGCCAAACGUGGUGAAUUUUCGCCAUUUUUGCCAUUAGGUACAUUUCUGGACAUGAGUUGGUGAAUCGGGCCUGAACUAGGCUUUUAUAGAUUGUGCUAGCAUAAUUUUUAGCAUAAUUUGAGAAAACUAGCAUAAUUUUUCCCAUUUUUUAAAACGUUGCACUGCUACCAUAAUUCUCAUAUUUUGAUCAUUAUCGGAACAUUUUUGGGUUUUGACAGGCACGUUGAUUCCCAAAUCCCAAUUAUACGCUGACGUUGCUCGAUGUUUUACUAUUAUUUGCAGUUUACUGAGCCCGGAAAUGGGGGCCUGGGACUAGGGUGUACGGGAACGGAAGUCCCAUGGCAAACCAUGUCAGUCCCAAUACCUCUCAUAGGCAAGGCUGCAAAAUUGCGUCAGCUAUGCCAGCCGAUUCGAGUGAAAACUUACAGUUCUGUCAGAGAAAUGACAGGCCAGGACCAGCCACAAUUGCCAGACGCGAAAAACCACCAUAAACGGACACGAAAAAGGACAUAUAUUAUAGCUAACAAGAAUAAACGGCUUCUGAUUAAAGAAAAUGUAUUUUUCCAAAAAAAGAGCAGUGCUACUGGCAUAAUAUGCUACUUUUACUAGUACAAUCUAUAAAAGCCUAGCCUGAACUUUCUAAAAAUGAAGUAGUAAUUGAUAAACGGGCACUUCUUUCUUUAGGGCAAAGGUCUUGUGAACGAAUCCUUCAGGAUCAUCAACAUUAUUGCAGAUGCCGUAUUAGCAAUGAAAGUUGUAGAUGAAGAAGUGACGCGGAUCAAGACUGCAGAAUUGUCCAUGACAUUAGGACGUCAUACCCCAACUAAACUUGUUGGAUUAUCCAUUGAAGGAGGGGACGGUAGAUUUGUUUUACCAGAUGGAACAUUAGAUUCCAGUAUCGGUAACACAACUUUCGUAGACUCUCAGGUAAGUUUUCAUAAAUCCUCUUCCUUUUCAAAAAAUCCUCGAUUAGCUUUUCUCCUUUCGAAUGAGGACUGCCAUCAAAUAAGCUAUGCAACCUGCGCAGCUCGAGAGAUCAUCAGUACGUGUAUUGAGGCAGAGGACUUGCAAAGCCGCGCGGAGAACGGAGAAGAGACACUUUGAUGCGCAGCCUUAAUCUAAAAUGAUUGUCCCUCCUGAUCUCCUCUAUUUGCUGUUCAAAAUACAUUACACAGGAGCUACAGUUUGAUGAGAAGUAAUGUGCCGCUAUUGCUUAAAUUCUUUCAAAUUCCCACACUUUUUCACAAGUAAAACGCCGAAAAAUAUUGCAUCGAGGCAGUUUGAGAAUUAAGUAUUUUGUUAUUUUCAUCCACGUAAAGCUAAUCCGGAAUCUGGAUCCUGGACAUUUUUUCUAGUGGAGGUUUGGUCAGUUCAUUUAAUAAUGUUAUCGCUAGAGCUUGGGAUCCGGAAUAGACAGCAUGGAAUCCAGAAUCCAGACUGUCUUGGAUUACCUUACAUAACAAUCUCAAAUACAAGUGUUCAUUACUCUUAGAAAUAGUCUGCAUAUCAUAAUGUCUUUUAGUAUAUACACACUUGGUGAUUCGAGCAAUCUGAUUGGUUCGCUAUCUUGGAGUAUGACGUUAUAUUCACUGCUCUAGGCGGUGAAUAUAUAGAGAUUACUUCAUGGGCAGGGCGCACGUAAGGGAUUUUCGCACGAGUGUGAAAAUCCCGUACAAGCGCCCUGCCCAUGAAGUAAUUCAUUUAUUUCAUACAUACUGAGUGAUCAUUUCUUCUCUAUAUUUAGGAAAACUUCUCUUUAUUUAGAAAAAAUGACCAGCGUAUUUAAGAAACUAGGGCCAGCUCAAACCGAAUGCCCUAAAAAAUACAUCAUUCGUUGGCGCUAAUGUGAGUCGAAAUAUCGACUAAAAAAUGAUCAAAAAUGAAAUACAAUUUCCUGACUCAAGACCGUCUACGAUGAUUACAUCAUUAAAUGACCCCUAAAAUACCGAAUAGUACUAUCAAUAGAAAUGCUUUGACAGAAAUUGUCACUGGAAUGGUACAGGCUGCAGGCGGGCUGUCCUUGUCAUAUGGGUCGAGAACUCGCUUGAUGCGUUUCUAGCUCCCUGCUACAGUAGAAACAGUAACUAUAAACAGUAACAGUAACUAUAAACUCACUCAGAAAAUCAUUGAGUUCCUGUGGUUGUAUCUCUUCUAUGUUUCUCUUUUCUUGCUUGGAUUUCAGAAACUCGGAGAGCAAGCCAACAUCUCAUCUCGAUUAAACUGGUUAACAGAUUUCUGCAAAGCUGGAAAGCGAAGUCUUUCUCCUUCAGCCAUUAUUUAACUUCUUCUGGCAAUUUUCUUGAGAUAUUAUCCAAACGAAAAAUCUAAACGUUUUAACUUUUUGACAAAGCUGCCAGAAUAAAACCUUUAAUGAAAACACAAAGCGACCGAAAACACGGUUGCUUUUGGUGGGUGCGGUGUGAUUGGUCGAAACGUACUACUCACACGUGAAAAAGCCGUUUCGCUUUUCUGAUUGGUUGAAUAAAGGCGCAAACCAUAUUUUCACUCAGGUUGACUAAUUAAAAAAAAACACAGAAUCGCUCAGAAAUGUAUGAAAUAAAAAGCAAAACAAAAUCGCUGUCGUGAACGAGGUGUUUUCCCAAAGUUUCCUAGUAAGAACUUUUGAAAAUACAAGAAUAUCUUACUGUUGACGAUUUUGAAGGUAGGAAAAGACUUCAUGGUGUUUAAACAGCGUGAAUUAUUGUAACGUGAUUUACUGUAGCUGACAUUUUACACCCUCGAAUCAGUGUUUACCAUUACAGAGGAAAACGAAAACGAAACGAAGAAAGCUCUACGUUUCUACUCAAAAGGGGUAGUAACUGAAACUUUCGACGCUUUCUUUCACUAUUGAUGCUAAAGCUUAAGAAAGAUUAGAAACUAUGAUAUGCCAUGUUUGAAGAUACUCUAAGCAUAACGAUCUGCACAGCCCCCCGAAAUAAUCCCCAUUUUUGAUCGCGUCGACCCCGAAAUGAUCCUCAAUUAAUUUUUGGAAUGGAAUGGUAUCCUGAGACCAUGGAGCAAACAAAAUGCACAAAAUUAAUAAACGUUUCUCUAAUGAUUUUCACUCGCUCACAUUCUUCGUGAAUCUUUAAUGACAUAAAUUUAGGACUUCACUUUAACUGGCUUUAAAAGUAAAUAUUAUUCAAUGAAAAAAAGUUAGGAAAAUUAAUCCUUCAAAAGUACCCAUCAAAGUCGUUCUCUUGCCUUUCACAGAUGUUUUUAUUUUCCGAACGCGAACUAAGACAGUUUCUACAACAUUAUAUAAGGAUGGAGGAUUUCUUUUAAGUUUUCGAUUCAUCAUUUUUUCGGAGGCGUUCGUUGAUGCCUUAAAGUCCUCAUCUCUAAGUAAAUUUCUUUCUUUUGUCCAUUCUUUUAGUGUUUCUUUUUAGGAGAUCUCAACUUAAAGUUGUUUUCGCCCUCUUCCAGAACAUCAAAGAUUUGGGCUUUGCUAAGAGACAGUUUAUUUCCAAAUCUGUUAGGCUGUCUUCCAUAGUAUACUUCAAAGGGUGAUUGCAUCCCCAGGGAACUAUUUGGUAGGCAUUCUACCCAGUUCAACCCUCCAUCACAGUUAAGCAUAUCUUACUUUUAAUUUUCCUUCCAAGUACGAUGAGAUCGUUCGUCAUUCCCUUGAGUCUGGGGACUGUAAGCCGAGCUUUUAAUUAUCCGUACGUUUAGAUUUUCCCAAAGGGUCUUUACAACGCUUUUGAAUUCUGUGCCUUGGUCGCUCUAAAGGAUUUCAGGGGGUCCAUGCUCGUAAUAGAUACGCUGAAGAUUUUCUGCUACUUCAGCGGAAUCCGAUUCUUUUGACCUAAGAGGCCUCAGAAACACAAACCUGCUAAAUAUGUCAAUAACAGACAUAGUAUACUUGUAAGUGUUUGUACCAACUGUAACGGGCAUGCGUUCUUGCACCUUACCUGCCUCUAUAGGUAGAAGUGGUUCUUUAUUUUGGAAGAUUGGCCUCAUUUUCUGUGGUUGUUUCAUGAUCAUUACGUUGAGUUUUUUUUUAUCAUGUUUCGGGAAAGACCGCUGUAUGUUAUAAGAUAACUAAGAAAGUACGCGCGCUCUGAUUGGCCGAGAGGAGUGUUUGCAUGAGAGUAUGUAAACAUGGUUGUGACGUCAAGAUGUUCUUUCCGCGCGCUGAUCACGCAAGCACAAAUAUGAAAAAGUUUUUGAGUUCAAAACUCGACAGGUUACUUUAUUUACCCAUUCCUUCGUCGGCUGAAACUUGAAACAUCUUUAAAAACAAGCUGUGUCAAAUUUGUUUUCGCUUAAGCUGACAUUUUAAGCGAGAAAAAUUUGUAUUUUGGAAAGCAUCUUUUUGCAAAACAAGAACUGAUUACGCUGCAAGCCUUCGUGUACACGACUUUGCGACUGGUAAGAAUUUCUCUUUUAAUCAGAGCCAUAACAAAGAGUUUUGCGUUUUUCUCGGGAAAGUUAUUUUAUAAAAGCAAUAGAAAACUUUUUUUCCUGUGUUUGCAUAGCCUGAUAUAAACACUCGAGGGGUUGGGAGAAUUCUCGACGGUUAUGCAAACCGUCGACUUCGUCUCGGGUUCGCAUAACUGUCUCGAAUUCUCCCAACCCCUCGAGUGUUUAUAUCAGGCUAUGCAAAAACGGAAAACGUUUUCUAUUGCUUAAUUUGUCGUACACUUUUUGCUAACUUAAGUGCACCGUCACCUUAACUUUGUUCAAAGAAACCUUGAACAAUCGUACCCAACUGUGAUUUUUUAACAAUGAUGCAGUUUGAUGCGUUUGACAGUAGUUCCCAUUACAGGAUCAUAGAUCUCACGUAACUCGUAGUGGCCACUUUUUACCUUUUUGUAAACCCUUUACCUAAGCAGACUAUCUUGCUUCUUGGACCAGCCCUUGAAAGUCUUUUCCCCACUGAGUAUAGCAAACACGGCGUCGUACUCGGCGUCAUCUAGUGGUAGAUUUCUUCUCUUUACCUAACAUCGACCAUUUUUUAAAUUCAGGAAUGAGCAGAAUGUCUUUAUCUUUUUCAAUAUUUUUAUUCUACCCGCAUAAAUUCACAUGAAUGGCGUACGAUUUUUACCUAAAUAUAUUUAUGUACUAGUAUAAAGUAUACUACCUAAAUAAAGUAGAGAGAGCAACCGAGAGGAAGAUAAAGGCUGAGAGAAAAACUCGAAUGUUGUCCUACAUACGACAUGAUGGAAACUUUUUGCUUAUAGCAUAUACCCCCAACUCCUUCCCCCAGGCAAUUGUUAUGGUAAUGUUUUGGAAUUUAUAUUGUCAGCAGUAAGUGGAUUGGCUUCUUUCUAAUUCACGUCUAAUAAUUAUAUUGGUCAACUAAAUUUAGUGAUGUCUUCGAUUUUUUUUUACCGAACUGUGCAUUACUAGUAACAAAUUUUACGAACUAUAUCUUUCAACUAGUUACAAAUACAUAGCACAUGUUGCUAACGCGGCGGACUGCAACUAAAUAAUUUACAAAUUACCUUCACAUCCUUUAUGUUUCCAGAGCUCUUAUCUAGAGGCUGAUCUUGAUGAAUGGAACUUAAGGGUUCUAAAAUGGGCAACAGAAGGUUAAAGGAAAGCCACGCGCCUCGCAACAUCGCAUUCGAAGGGCGGAAUACCAUUCCAUUCCAAAAAUUAAUUGGGGAACAUUUCUGGGUCGGUAUCAUUUCGGGGUCAGUUUGGGGAUCAUUUCGGGGUUGGGAUCAUUUCGGGGGCUGUACAAGAUCUAACUGUCGCUCAUCUUCUGUUUACGGCUGCAUGUUCACGGAUGAAUUCACCCGUCAAUCAAACUAAUCGUUUUUAAAUGGUUACCUUUCUGAUUGUGUUGAGAUCACUUGCGUAUAUACUAGAACAAUUAUUCACCUCAGGCUCAGUUCAUACUGUUGAAUAAUUUUGCUCGACAUCGUCGCGGGGAUUAUUCAACUAUAUGAACUUUGCCUUCGGCGAAUAAUUGUUAAAUGUAUUUCCUUCAGAUACCGCUAAGAUUCAGAGUUUCGUGAUGUGCAAUGGAGUGAAAUGAAAUUUGCUGAAAACAUAAUUACCUAUAAAAGCCAAGGGUUAUGCCAGUGACGUGUCUUGUGCGCCAUGUUCAUGUCGUUUUUGUUUGUUUGUUUUGCUUUUUCAGAUGCUCUCAAUUCCAUUCAAUCCUUACACGUGGGAUGUCACAAGAGAGCGAGUGGACUCUGAUAUCUUAGCAAUGGAUUUGAAAGACGACGAGCGUAAACUGAUCAAAGUAGCAGGUCUCCCAAACGACGUUGUGAUUGUUACACCCCUGAAACCUCAACGGAUCUCUUUACAAACCCAGCAGUACUUCACCCAGAAUGAUAAUUUUCGAUUUCACUUGAUAGAUGUUAAGUACGAAAACACUUUGAUAAUGGUGGAGAUCACUCCAACAGAUGAAAGUGUGGCCCUUUUUGUUUACAUGCGACAUAGUCAACCGCCAACGACACAAGUAUAUGAUCUCAAAGCCACUAUCUCCAAACAGGAAACUUGCAUUUGGUGGAAUGCGGAGGAAAAAAGCUCUGGAAGAGCAAAGUGUUUUUCCAACAGAUUUACACUCUUUCCUAUAGAAACAGUUGCUAGGCAACCUGGAAGGUACUUUCUGGGAAUUCGAAGUUAUAGCACCAGUGUGACCUCCCUGAAGAGACAAAAGCGAUCAUGUUUCGGAAAUAGACGUCAAAAGCGAUCAUGUUUCGGAAAUAGACGUCAAAAGCGAUCAUGUUUCGGAAAUAGUCGUCAAAAGCGAUCAUGUUUCGGAAAUAGUCGUCAAAAGCGAUCAUGUUUCGGAAAUAGACGUCAAAAGCGAUCAUGUGUGCAAGUGAAAGACCCCCCUCCCACUCCCCCUCAGAGCAAAAAUGUAUCUGCAGUACCCGUGUAUGACCCAGCAAUCUCAAGGAACUAUACUAUGAGGGUGGCCUUGGGGAGCUGUGUGUUCUGGUCAGAAAAGCUGCAAAUGUGGACGACAGAAGGCUGUCAAGUAAGUAAUAACUGAUGACUGAGCUAUUUUUAAAUUGGUGUUGGAACACGGGUUGGUUGCUCAGUGUAAAUUGUUAAGCCUCGCAGUAAGCAAUAAGGAGCAAUACAUGCAUGUUUGUGCCGUCUCCACUUUCAUCCAUGCCAUGGUAUGGUUUUCAUCGUACCUAUCAGAUAGGCAACAGCAGUGUGUAGUAGAGGGUUGUGUAUCAAAGCCCCAGUUGAUAAGUUGUGGAGUUCCACAGGGUUCAAUUUUAGGCCCUUUGUUGUUUUUAAUAUAUAUUAAUGAUCUCCCUGGAUGUCUUCUCCAUACCAAAGCACGCAUGUAUGCCGAUGAUACCACGAUAUAUGCGUCCUCUGUAUCCACCGCUGAACUAUAUGCCAAGGUAAAUAAUGACCUAACUCGCGUUAGGGACUGGCUUCUUGCAAGCAAGUGAAGCUUAAAUGUCACUAAAACGGAGUAUAUGUUCUUAACAACUACCUUCAGAUUAUCUAACUUAGGAAGAGACUUUCCAAUUAAGAUUGGCAAUAAUCAUGUUAAACGAGUUCAAACAACAAAAUAUUUAGGAAUUAACUUAGAUGAAAAUCUUAAAUGGAACGAGCAUGUUGACAAACUUUGUUCAAAAGUCAAUCGAUCCAUCAGUGGUCUAAAACAGGCACGUGAUUAUGUACCAUUAGAUAUUCUAAAUACUAUUUACAAAUCUCUUAUCCAGCCUAUGCUAAGAAAUACGGAAUAUAAUGUUGUACUGGACCACGUUCCAAAACAGAAAAUUAUAAAACUCAUACAGAGGAGGAAUGCUGUGGAAUUCAUUACCAAAUGACAUAAAAGCGUCCGAAUCUAAAGCUAUCUUUAGAAGAAAACUGGCUAGUAGGCAGGCAAACUGUUGACUACAUUUUGCUAUAUUUUACUAUUUGUACAUAUUUUUAGUGUACUUGUAUAGUAUUUACUUCUGUCUCUAUACGGCUUUCAUGUAAAGAAGUUAUGUAACUUAUGAAAUUACCGUAUUCAAAUAAAAGUGAAUCAAUCAAUCAAUCAAUCUUUUGGCUUCCUAUGUAUCUUUUGUGAUCUUGUGCAGUUGUGUAUUGAAGUAAUUUUGAUAUUUAUUUUGAUCAGCUGGCAAAUUAUAAUAUGCCCUUAAAUUGCACAACACAAUAAUAGUUCAUUAAUGAACCAAUUUUGAUAUAUUAAAAAAAUUAAUAACUUACUCGAGGCUUGAGAGAAUAAUUCAAAAGAAAUUAAUGGCCUUGACAGUCACGGAUGAAUUUUGUUUGUUGUCCAGAUUCCCCAAGACUCCUAGCCAAGUAUGAAUUUUAAGAUUUUUCGAAAUUGGUCUAUUGACCUAGCAUGGAAACUUGGUUUUAUCUUUUUCAUUCUUUAUUCCAUAGGUUUUAUCAGCAACGUUGAAUGGAUUCCUGAACUGUUCAUGUAAUCACCUGACCUCCUUUGGAGGUAGUUUCUUUGUAAAACCCAAUCCCAUCGACUUUGAUAAAGUGCUGGUAGAGUUCAAGAGACUUGCAGAUACAGGAAAUGUCGCGGUUAUUGUAACCGUGGCAGUGGUAUUCCUGUGCUACGUUUUUGUGAUUGUUUUCGUCAGAAAAGCGGAUCAGCAAGACACCAGAAAUGUAAGUACUUAUUAGGUAACUUGAAUAAUGCAACGACCACUUGGAAAAACAUUGCAGUGGUGUGAAGCUGGAUCUUCGUGUAAACCAGACCGAGCAAUUAAAAAUAUUAAACCAAAGGCAAGACUUAUCAGACAGCUCAAUUAGAGAAUAGAGCACUCGUUCUCCUAGAGCUCAUCAAAUCAAAAACAGAGGUAUUUUUUUAUCACCAUGAAGACGAUUGAACCCUGUAAAAUGAACUGGAAGUAUAGUAUUAUACAAAACUAAGUUUUCCAGUUCUCCUAUUUUUUUUUUAGUGAAGUUUUACUUCUAUGAUAAUGUAUGACUGUGCGAUUAUCGAAACAUCAUGCACUAUAAUCAUCUAAUAUAUAGAUUUAGCCAGGGCUAAAAGCGAAGCUCCCGUUAAUAAACUCAUAAUUUAAACCAAACAAUAAACUUGUAAUCCACAGAUCAGGGCACAUUCAUUUGACUUUUGAGGCAAAGGCUGAGUGAUUUUACAGAAAAAUCAGAAUUUGAUCCUCCAAGAGUGAAACAAAUUUUACGUCGAGUUAUUAAAUAGUCUUAUUUGUACACCGAAAAAUAGCAAUCAUGUUCGAUCACAGUAGAUUAGGCCUGGGAAACAAAUAGACCUAUUCGUGUAUUGUAUUUGCAUUAGCUUUUGCAUCAUAAUGUGGCAUUCACCAGUCUCUCCAACAUUGCUCCGUUAGAGAGACUAUGGAUAAUUGGACAACCCCUAAAUAUAGUUUUAAGAAACACAUGCGCCACGAUAGUCCUUGGCGGCAGCCAAUUUACAUGUUGCUUCCUCUGUCUAAAAGAGAGGCCAAAAUAAAAAAUCAGGCCGGAUUUUUUGUGUUCGACAAGUUUAGUUUACUAGUAAAUCUUGGCGACGAAUCUGGUGGCGUGUAAACCAGCCUUUUAAACAUACUUUUUCUCAUCACGUCUCAGGUAAACAGUACUAUAAGGCCCUUUUUUUAUCAUACAGACCUCGGACAGAAUUUGUUCUUUUUUGCCCUAUUUAAACCUAUAAUUCUUCAGUUUUUUUUUAGCAAUUUUGCAAGAGAAUUUGCACUCAUCCAAUAUCCACGACGAUCAAAGCACGUGCCUCCUUUGCACAACAAAUUAUAGCAUUGAAUUAUAAAGCGUUUUCAUGAAGAGAAUUCUAUAAUGCCGGGACUUUUCUGUUAGAAAAAUCUGGUCCUAUGUGAUAUGCAGGGUAAUAAUUAUGGGCUUUUAAUGAAAACGAUAAAAAAAAAUUCCCAAAAUCACUUUUCGGCCAGCCGGACGCGCGGGUUCUCACUUUUGACAGGCACCAAAUUAGCAGUGCGAUUAAUUUAAUAGAGUUACCAUUUACGCUUCAACAUGAUAGAGAAAUUUAUUCAUUCAACUGUGUAUGAUUUUGUUAUGUGUAAUCUUUAAAAGCGAGUGAUAUUUACGCGCGGCGUUUUGAGUAUUCCUGCAUGCGAUGUUUAUGUUCGACUGGAAACAACCGGUGCAGCAAUGAAAAUUGCGAGAGGGACUAUUAACAAUCAAUAAAAUAAAUUUAAUUCGGUGAAACAUGUACAGAGACAAUAAUUUUCAUUCACGAAGAGAAGUAUUGAGAGUAAAGUGUCUCUGAAAAUCAUGAGUCAGGUAAGCAUAAGCUUAUUUAUGUUUUAAGCCGGCUUCCCGGUGUUCAUUCUUUUUCGAGAUGAACUCGAGGCAAGAAAAUCGCUCAGAGCUUUCUGUUUACAGCCAAAAUCAUAACUAAAUAAUCUUCGGAACCUUUUCUUUGAAUAUGCGGGUCAAAAAAUGUCUAAAGGCUUUUUAAACUUGAUACUAAUGUAGGUUAGAUCAUUGCUCGUGUAUAAACUUAAGCCGCAUAAACCAUACGCUCGACUUCAGGAAACCGAAAAAAAAAAAAACACAUCAAAGAGAAUAAUUGCUCAGGCUUACCAGUCGAGAUGCUGCUUCUGAAGGUCAUCAAGUGUUCCAGAAUCGCUUGAAACUUUUCAACCCUCUUACGCCUCAAGCAAGGCCGAGCGAGUAAGCUCAUUUUUGAAAACGAUGCCAUCCGAAAUCGGAUUUCCAAUGACUUUGACAAGCGGUGCAUUUGUCAACAAAAAGCGCAAUAAACAAACCAGCCACGAAUUACAGAACAAUCUUGAUAGCAGCUGUAUUUCAUUUUGUACAACAAGUAGAAAAAGACAGUUUAAAACAUCACAAGAUGACACAAAACUCUGUCAGCUCUAGCUAUCAGUAAGCAAGUUUCCAGACGCUGCAUAAAUUUUCCGCAUAAACUCACCUGUCAAAUUUUGACUAAUCAGAACAUAAAAAUUGGACGUAGAGCGUGAUCGACGCGUGACAGUGAGAAAAGUCAAAAGCGAUUGCCUUCCCUGCAUGGAAAUGUAAAAGCUGGUUGAAUUUUCGUGUUCGAGGUUAGUUCGAAAUCAACAUUUUAAAAGUGCGGCUCCUGAAACACGACUUCUUUCAUAUGCAUUUUAAAAAAAUUGAACUUGGGCCUGUGAUCAUUAGAAAAGUAGCAACUUGUCAGCGGAUACCUUCAAAAAAUUACUCGAACUCAGAGGAUCAAUACCUGAGCCCGUGAUAUGGUCAGGCGAUACUGGUCAGCAGAAACACUAUUUUGACAGCUGUCAAUUAAUCAAAACAUGGAAGUACAAUAUCAGGUUGCAGGCUCCCAAACUAGCUAGAAAGUGUGAGAUUAAACAUUGGUAUGCCUGUGUUGCGGACAGACGGAAGGUCGGGUGGUCGGUGUACGGUCACGUGAUUGCCGAAUUUUCUAGGAUGGAUAGAUUUUCUAUAAAGCUAUGGGGCUUCGAAUUGAGCCCGUGAUCAAAUAAAAUAUCAGCGCAAAACUUUAAACACUACGUGACCUCAAUGGAUAGGAAAAUGAGCCCGCGAUACACUCAGGUGAUGAUGGUCAGCGUAUACUCUAGUUUGACAGCUGUCAGUUAACCUUCAUUAGAAUGGCGAAUAUUCGAAUUAACAGACAUGUAGUGGAAAAUGCCAGAUCGUGUACCUGAGCGAACCUGAGCCCACGUUAUUCUCGGCUUGCACUGUCACGCAAUGAAAAAUAAAAAUGCAAACCAUUCAAUACAGAAGGACUAGAAUCUGGGAAAUGAAAAAAGAUAAAUAUACAAAUACCCUUGCCAAGAAUCAGGUCUGUGAAAUAUUUCAAAUUCGAGAUACUGGGAAAAACGGUUUACCUAAAUUUAUAAAGCUUUCUAUGGAAACGCCAUGUUGGUGUCCCUUUCAGGAGCACCAAUAUGGCCGCCGGAUACCAACAGAAACAUCUGUUUGCGAGUUUUCCUACUAAUGCGUGAAUUCUCCGCUUGAGGAACUCAUAAACAUUACAGUAAUAUUUAUUCUGAGACAAGGAAUGUUUAGAUUGCAAAAUCUCCCAAAAUCGGUAAUGUUUUUAACCCACAUAAGAGCUUUGCCUCCCGUCAGCUAAAUGCCGCGUCACGCAAAAGCCUGGAAAUUCAAGCGUCCUCUCUCGAAAAACGAAGAACCCUUUCGAACCAAAAAUUUGUUUAUGUAAAGAUGUUUAGGUACUGUAAUACCUCGUGAAAGUAGAAACUCAGAAGAAUCGAUAGUUUCUUAGUUUGAUUUUUGGCGACGUCACGUGCAACCCAAGAAUUAGUUUUCUGAUAGUGGUCUGCACAUGUCCCAUUUUGACAGCUGUCAAUUGACCUUAAUUUGGCUUGCUAAUGUAACUUUAAACGACAGUCAGCCAACUGACAGCCCUGCCCGGCGUAGUUUCGUUUUUAUGUUGAAUUGGUAGGUGUGACAUAUUAUGUUAGCUUAUAUAUAGGGGCUAAACGACUGGUCUUUUAUUUGAGCCCGCGAGACGGUCAUGUGAUAAUUGUCAGCGGAUGUCUGACUUUCCUUUUCUUUUUUGUUCCAGAAUGGUUCUCCAGUUGAGCUGCCAACAGGAUCAAACAGUAUGCACGAAUAUGAAAUAACAAUAAUAACAGGAGACUGGAGGAACUCCGGAACAACAGCUAAAGUUGCUAUAGAGAUAUAUGGCUCCGAAGAAAGCACCGGGAAGGUUCCGCUCAACAACAUGGAGGAUGCCCCUACGGACACACUUUUUUCUAGAGGGAAUACGGACGUUUUUGUUCUUAAAGUUGAAAAACCACUCGGUCAUAUUGAAGGGGUGAGGUUUGGGCAUGAUAAUUCUGGAAAUAGUCCUUCGUGGUUUCUAGAGGAAAUCAUUGUUCUUGACAAACAAACGCUUUGCUCUUGGACAUUCACGAAUACUCAGUGGCUAGCUCUUGAAAGAGGAGAUGGUAGGAUUGAACGGAUGUUGGAGACAGAACAAAAUAGAAUAGAUUUCAACAGCGAGGUUUUGAAGCGAUGGUGGAAAGGACUCACAGAAAAACACAUAUGGAUCUCAGUUAUAGCGAAGCCUAGGAGAAAUCGCUUCACACGGGUACAACGGGCGUCAUGCUGUCUUUCACUGCUAUUGACAGCUAUGCUUGCAAACGCCAUGUUUUAUGAACUGGACGGAAAAUCAGAGAAUGUGAUUCAGAUCGGACCUUUGAAAUUCACUUGGAGACAAGUAGUUAUUGGUAUCGAAAGCGCGCUCAUUGUUGCCCCUAUAAACAUUUUGAUCGCAUUCCUGUUUCAAAAAGGGACCGAAAACACCGAGAGUCUGACCCGUGUUAGCUGGUUUUUUUUCGCCUGGUUUUUAUUCGUUUGUUCAUGUUCUGUUUCAGCGACGUUUACCAUCUUCUACAGCUUGGUCUGGGGAAAGGAAAUCAGUGAGCAAUGGCUGUCUUCCAUGUUUAUCUCUUUCACCCAGGAUAUGGCCAUUACUCAGCCAGUCAAACUGUUCUUUACCGCAAUAGUACUGUCAGCCAUAAUUAUCAGAGAAAAGAGAAAGAAAGAUGGUAAAGAAUACGUAAAAGAAGGUAAAACUCGAAUUUCAACAAAAGGACAUUUAUGGAAGAUGAAGCUGAAAGAAGUAGAGGAGAUGAGAAGGCGUCAGGCGAAAAAACAAAAUAUAUCUCGGUUCUUUGUGGAACUUUUCAUCUACCUUAUUUUUGUUUUCUUGUUGAUGGUGGUUUGUUAUGGUAGUAGAAAUGAACAUCGAUACAUGAUGACAAAAUCCAUCUCAGAAGGACUGCCAAGAUUUGAAACGGUAAGUAAAAUUUCCUUAAAAAUACUGCUGAAGUCUUUUCUCUUUUUCAUGAUGUUCUCUAUGAUUGUUUACACUGAAAACGGGGAUCAUCGUCCACCAGAUCCCUUUAGUUGGGCCUGAGGGAUUACUCCCUGGUUACUAUUUUAGAGCCAAAAAUACAUGAAAGGGUAAGAUCGGCAGAAUUUCAGAACUACCACUGGAACGAUGGCUGAUUCCCCUAAUAUGUAGCAGCCUAGUCAAAUCGUUUCUGUAGGGAUAGCGUAGUGUAGCGUUUUAGUCUGUAAGUGGUAAGCAAAAAGGAAAGGAUUUGGGCCUCUGGCGGCUCCGUCAAACACAGUUUAAUACACCCCCCCUCCGCCACCUCCUCCUCCUCGUUGGGAAAUAAGGGGCCAUUUUCCCUUCUUAAGCCCUUGCAUAAGAAACAGGAAAAGUAGAUUCUUUUGUUUGCGUAGUUGCUUUGGCUUUGUUGAUGCCUUUAGAGUGUGUGAGUUCGAGGAAAUUACCAAUGUGAACCAAAGAAAGACUAAUUGAUAUGCCACUACUUCAUCGAUUGAUUGAUUUGUAUUUGCCAUUUUUCUUUCUCGCAGAAUAGACUGAACUCAUUUUUAACAAACUAGUGCACGAACCACGACCAUUUUUUGUUCAUUAUUUUCUUUUUGCUGUUUUUGGGAUACCAGGUUUUUAACAAGAAACAGUACUGGAGCUGGGUUAAAAAUGUUUUUUUACCGGGUGUAUUUGCUGGUAGAUGGUACAACGGACGUCCCGAGAAUCAAACUAUGUACAUCGGAAAUAAACGUUCAGUCUUAGUUGGAAUGGCUAAAGGAAGGCAACUUAGAGUUCAACCUGGUGAGUCUGGAAAUUAUUUUGAAACUUGAGUGAAAAAAGAAAAUUUCGCGUCAUGUCAUUCUUUUCAAAAUGCUCUCAUAAAGUGCGAAUAAGUGGUCAUUUCCUCCGCAUAUGGUAAAUACUCAGUGGUUGUAUAGACGCAGGCACAGAAGGAGCGGAAACGUGACGUGGGCCAUUUUUCCUAAUUUUUCGGCAUCAACAUUUUAUGUUCUUGAUGGCAGCUUAACUGUGAAUCUGACACUGCAAAAACAACAACCGCGCUUGUUUAUGUUUGUGCAAAAUUAUAUGUAAAGAAAAAUAAUAGCUUUCUGAUGGCAGAAAAAAUCCAAGCGGAGACGGGCCGCAUACUUAAGUAAGAUAGGAAAAAAAUGAAAAACAAAUGUAUCUCCAGUUCCUUACUCCAAUUCUUGUCGAAAUUUUCUACAAUUAUCUGAUAGGCUCCUUUUCUCCUUAAACAUCUGCAGAGACUUGUGAUGUUUUGGAUUACAUGAAACAUAUGUUUCCUGUUUGCUACGGCGGGUACUCACGCUUAAACGAAGAUAAGACAUCCUUCAACAAGCCGGGCUGGAAGCCUGUCGACAACUCCACGAAUAAAGAUGAACUUUCCCGACUUUGCCCGAAGCCUUGGAGAUACCAAGGUGCCGAGGAUACGGACACGGUGCCUAAGUGGGGACAGUUCUCGUUUUAUCCUGGUGGAGGUUUCGUGGCCGACUUAGCUUAUGAAAACGGGACAGGCUUUACCGUUAUAGAAACAUUACAAAACAAUGACUGGUUCGACAGGCGAACCAGAGCCAUUAUAUUGGAAUUUUCCUCUUUCAAUCCAUCUGUUAAUUUACUUUGCAUCGCGACGUAUUUCUAUGAGGUAGAGGCUUCCGGAUACAGCGCCCCAUUCACGAGAACCGAAGUGAUUUCACUAAACUCAACUGGGGAUGGCUUGCAACAAUUUUACCUCAUCUGUGUUUUAUUCUUUAUCAUAUUUGUCGCGUUUUACCUCGGAAGAGAGUGCUACAGGCUGUACAAAGAACGUUCUCGAUACUUUAAAUCUUUAUGGGGUUGGGUAGAAAUACUCCAAGUAUUGUUUUCCUUCUUGGCUGUAGUAAUAUACAUCGUGAGAUCCAAAAAGACGACCUCUACGAUUCAGAAGCUUCAGAAAAACAUUUACGCAAACCUCAGUUUUCAAGAAGUCAUCCUUUCGCUUGAAAUAGAGAACGCUGUUCUGGGGAUUUUAACAUUUAUUGUCACUGCCAAACUUCUGAGACUUAUUCGCUUCAAUCAACACGUUGUCGUGUUUUCAAAAACACUGAAGACCUCUGGGCGACUGUUGUCAUCAUUUAUCGUUAUUAUGUUGAUCUGCUUUACUGCCUUUCUGCAUUUCGGGGUUUUGAUCUUCGGGACGGGUUCGAGGCAUUACUCGUCGAUACUCAGAGCCACGUAUUUUCAACUCGAACUGACUCUAGGGCGCGUGAAAGCGAGACCCAUCUAUGAACUGGCAAAUGUCAACGACACUUUUGGAAGACUUUUUGCUGUGUUACUUCUCUUUACCCUGACGAUGUUGGCCAUGAAUUUUUUUAUUGCUAUUAUGAACGAUGCUCUUAUGAAUGCAAAGACCUGCGCGAGUGAAAAUGAGCUCUACGACCUUCUGGAUGAAAAUUGGAGUCAAAAGGAAGGAGAGAAUAGACGCAUAUUUGACGCUAUAAGUGAAAGUAUAAAACUAACGAAAGGAAAUGAAGAAACAGUGAAGAUGGCGAAAAAAGAGAUUAGGAAUUGCUUCGAAUAUCCCAACAAAAAAAGAGUGGUCAAUUUUGAUGCAAAUAGCAAAGCAAUAAUAGCAUCAAGAGAAGAAAGCGUGGAAAAUUCAACAGAGAAGAAGCUUACUGCCAACAUGAGGAGAAAAUCCUUGUUUGAUAAGAUCAGUGAUUACAUUUGGAAAACGUUUACGACUAGCGAAGAACACAAAAUAAAGAAAGAACUAAGAUCGUCACACAGUCAACAGCAUCGCAAAGUACGCUUCUCAGAAGACGUUAUCAAAUGUCAGUUUCAGAAGCUACAAAAACAGAAAAAGUUCCUUUUUCAGCGCUUAGAUAAUAUAAUUCAAGGUUACUCUGAAGAAGACGAAAGUUUCCAGCUGUUAUGUUACGAAGUUGGUUAUUCCUCCAAAGAAUCCACCACAGCCGCUGACCAAGGAACCACGAAUGACUCAUUUGCAUGA